Astyanax mexicanus (Mexican tetra) is the source of this 988-nucleotide messenger RNA. RefSeq names its product elastase-1. The transcript has 8 exons. Gene Ontology annotation, molecular function: serine-type endopeptidase activity. Gene Ontology annotation, biological process: proteolysis. The record is from RefSeq and is a predicted model, not a curated record. The coding region runs from base 69 to 869 and encodes 266 amino acids. Lineage: Eukaryota; Metazoa; Chordata; Actinopteri; Characiformes; Acestrorhamphidae.
CUGUCUGAUGGUAUAUAAGGCCUGGGUGGGAAGGUUCUGGAGCGUGAGAGUUCUGAGCGACUGCAGGUAUGCUGAGAUUCCUCUUGUUGAGCGUCCUCGCCGCCCUGGUGCUGGCCGAGCCUGAGCCCAGGUAUCUGGAGAAUGUGGUGGAGAGAGUUGUAGGGGGUGAAGUGGCCAGACCCCACUCCUGGCCCUGGCAGAUCUCCCUCCAGUACCUAUCUGGUGGCUCCUACUACCACACCUGCGGAGGAUCUCUGAUCAGGAGACGCUGGGUGAUGACAGCUGCUCACUGCGUCGACACCUCUAGAACAUGGCGUGUGGUGCUGGGAGAUCAUGAUAUCUACACCCAUGAAGGCACAGAGCAGUACAUGAGCGUCAGCAACGUCUACAUCCACCCCAGCUGGAACUCCAACAACGUGGCCGGCGGGUAUGACAUUGCCCUGCUCCGUCUGUCCGCCGAUGCCUCCCUGAACUCCUACGUCCAGCUGGCUAAUCUGCCUCCUUCCGGUCAGGUCCUGCCCAACAACAACCCCUGCUACAUCACCGGCUGGGGCCGCACUCAGACUGGUGGAAACCUCUCUGCCCAGUUGAAGCAGGCCUCCCUGCCCGUGGUGGACCACAGCACCUGCUCCAGCAGCAGCUGGUGGGGCAGCACUGUCAAGACCACCAUGGUAUGCGCUGGUGGUGGCAGCCUGUCUGGUUGCCAGGGUGACUCUGGUGGCCCCCUGAACUGUCAGGUGAGCGGGCAGUACGUCGUCCACGGUGUGACCAGCUUUGUGUCCUCUCUGGGCUGCAACACCCAGAGGAAGCCCACUGUCUUCACCCGUGUGUCUGCCUACAUCGGCUGGCUCGAGGGCUACAUCAACUAAAUUGUUUGGUAAUCUUAAAGCAAGAGUGAUGAUCUGAGCUGAGGAGACAUGACAGACGUCCUGUUCUGUUCAUGUAGCAACAAACACGGAAACCUGCAAUAAACACACUUUCAGUUUAA